Molecule: messenger RNA, 771 nt
Organism: Vitis vinifera (wine grape)
Lineage: Eukaryota; Viridiplantae; Streptophyta; Magnoliopsida; Vitales; Vitaceae
Exons: 1
Coding region: 14-529 (171 amino acids)
Source: RefSeq, a predicted model, not a curated record
UAGAUAGAGAGAGAUGGCUUCGGCCACAACCCUAAAAUUGAUUCCUCUAGCAGCAAUCGCAAUCCUGAUCAGCCUGAUCCUGAUACAGUCAAGUACUCCAGCCAUUUCCUCCAUUGACAUCCGAACAGCAUAUGAGGUUCUUGAGGACUACAACUUCCCAGUUGGCCUUCUUCCCAAAGGGAUCACAGACUAUGACCUCAACAUCACCACAGGUAAAUUCUCAGUCUAUUUCAAUGAUACCUGCAGCUACUCUCUCAAAAGCUCCUACCAUUUGAAAUACUUGCCCACUAUCAAAGGCUACAUAUCAAAUGGCAAGCUAUCCAGCUUGGAGGGUGUUUACACAAAGCUGUUCUUGGUGUGGAAGGAGAUAGUAGAGAUCGUCCGGGACGGAGAUAAUCUUGUUUUCUCUGUGGGAGUUUUGUCCUCCGUAUUUCCCAUUGACUACUUUGAGGAGAGCCCUCAAUGUGGGUGUGGCUUCCAAUGUGGUGGUGAGCAAGUAAGGAAGCUUAGAUCAAACCUUUUUUUAUGAAGGGAGUUGAAGACAAAGAUUUUGGAGUAUUUAGAAGCUUAGCGCUGCUCUAUGCCAUGUACUCGAAAUCUAAGCCAUCCCACUCAUAUAGGAGUUCGGAUGCUGGAUGGCAACACAAGUUAGGUUAAGUUGGAUUGAGCUCAUCCACAAUGUUUUCAUAGAACUUUUUCUAUAUAUUUAUGUCAAAAUUUUAAUAGUAAAUAAAAUAAUAUAUUCAAGAUAUAACAAGAAGUUAAAAAUAA